CGGAGCCUUCUCCGGUUACCCAGCCUCCCUCUCGCACCUCCCGCCCUCCUCACUUUGGCACCACUCAGGGGCCUAGCUUUGGCACCGCCCAGCAGCCUCGCUCUGGCACCGCCCCCUGGUUGCCAAGCAACUGCUUCCCUCCCCUGUCGCUUGGCCUCCUUACUCUGGCGUCGCCCCCUGGUUGUAAAGCGACUGCUCCCCAGCCAGGGGCUUCACUCUGGCCCCUCCAUGCGCGUGGUUGAUCUCUCCCUGUCCUCCGAGGGCACUGAGGUCAUUUUGGCCACAUCCAGCGAUGAGAAGUAUCCUCCCGAGAACAUUAUCGAUGGGAAUGCUGCCACAUUCUGGACCACCACGGGGAUGUUCCCCCAGGAGUUCAUCAUCUGUUUUCACAAACACGUGAAGAUCGAAAGGCUCUCCCUCCACUGCUAUUUUGUGCGCAGCUUGCGGAUUGAGAAAAGCAACGCCAAAGAGCCGGUUGACUUUGAGCGGUGGGUAGAAAGAGACCUGGUGCACACAGAGGGGCAGCUUCAGAUUGAAGAAUUCAUGGUAAGCUCACGCUCGGGCCCGGCUGGUUCAACGGGCACGCACGUGUCCCAGCCCUGCAAACCAGCGGAGGCUCCUGCAGGCCCUUCACGAGGCCAAGCCCACAAUCCGCGUCCGGGGCAGCGCAGCUCCCAGGCCUUUGGGGCGCCUCUUUCUUGGGGCCCUGCAGAGCUCCCUGUGUCGCCCCAGGACUAGAUCACGGCACCGGGCCUGAAGCGUUACGUUAAGGGCCGCCACACUAGGCCUGACUUUGGCCAGAGGGCCUUGCUCCUAGAAUGCCACAAAAUAUAACAUUAUAUAAUUUCGUUGUAGGGGGGAGUGUGAGGGAGAGAACAUAUUUUUGUUCAUUGAAAAAAAUUGAUCUAAAGAAAAAACUCAAAAUUAAAGAAAUCUAACAGGGAGGCGAGCUUCCGUCAGACCCAGAGCAUGACAAAAAAUUGGCCAGAAAGUCACAGAAUCCUUUUCAGAUGCUCAGUCGGCUCUGGAGAUGGGACCCCAGAGGCUUUUUGGAAUGGGGGGAAGGUGGGGUGCUGGGUACAUUCCUACAUUCGAUUUGGGUUUGGAGGCCCUGGGCCGGAGGUGCAGCUCUGCUUGUGUGCUCUGGGUGGCCUUGGACAAGUCACUUCUCUUGUGUGUGCCUUAGCCUCCUUACCUGCAAGGUGCGAAGGACACGGACUCGGUGGUUUCUAGGGUUGAUCUCCUUCAGCCCUGCCUCCCGUGAUCCCGCAAAGGGAGGAGAGUUUGACUGACAUAAUCAUAAGCGGUUGGGGAAGUGAAAGGUCCAGAGAUUCUGGGCCGGCCGAGCUCAAGGGAAGGCCCACAGAGCAGGAGCAGGACUGCCUGGUACCUGCCAGUGGGCUGGCGGGUCAGAGAAUCGGGACCUGUGGUGGGAGAUCCUGCUCUCCGUUUUGCUUAGGCCCAGCACCAAUGCCAGCCUCAUUCCUUCUUGGCCAAGUGGGCUUCGGGUUAAAAGUCCCCCUAAAUUCCGUAUUUCACCCUCUGCCAAGUCCGACCAGCGGUUCUGGAGGGACUUUUGGAGAGGUCAGCGUAGGCUUCUGAGGCCCAGCUAUGGGCCGUUUGUGGGGGCAAACAGAGGAGUAGAAGAAGCCCUUUGACGUCUAUCCUCCUUUCCGAACAGGCUCCCUGUUCCCACCCACAUCCCCUUGGUCACAAACAGUUCUGAAGCACCCACUAUGUGCAGGACCUUGGGAUGGGGCUGGGGGUGGGGGGGCACCUGGGCGCUGCCCUCCAGCAGACUAGAAUCAAAGAGGUCAAGUGAGCCGUGAAAUCUGAGAAAGGAAAGCUGAUUUCUCCUGGAAGGAUUAGGGAAAGAGACAGAGAGCUGCCCCGGCAGCCAGAAGACCGUGACUCGAACCCAGGCCCUACCUCUUGAUGACUAGGACCCUGGUCAGUUACUUCGAUGCUCAUCCCCAGUUUCUUCAUCUGUGAAAUGGGAUUAGAGAUGCGCAUGCUGAGCAGAAGAGAUGCUGGUGUAUGUCAGUUGUGUUCAUAGGGCUGUCCUCCCCCGUCCCUGUAAGGCAGGCCCGGAGAAUUGGGACAACUGGCCUAGGGUCCGCCGGACCUCUCUCCCCUGUCACCUCGCAUUGGCUAGGCCUCCUGCCGUGUGUGUGCUGGCACGACCCCGGGCCCUUCCCCCCACCCUCAGGGCGGCACCUGUGCUCCAGCCCCUGGCCUGAGGGCUCACCCUGGCAGGGCCAUCUUGGAAGGGGCUGGAAGUCCAGGGAGCCUGGCGGGCUCGGGCUGGCAGGUGGGCUGCCAGCGUGGCUGUUGCCAGUGCUGCUCGCUGCUUUCUCUCCCACAGUUCCGGGACGGCUACGCCACCCACUUGCGGUUCAUCAUCAAAUCGGCCUACGACCACUUCGUGUCUGUGCACAGAGUCUCCAUAGAAGGGAUGAGCGUUUCGGCCAUCACCUAGGCGUGCCGGAAGCCCGCUGCCCGUCUGCCUGUACUGUUUGUAUAAAUAAAGCGAGCCUCCUAGCCAUGCCGGUA
Monodelphis domestica (gray short-tailed opossum) is the source of this 2553-nucleotide messenger RNA. Lineage: Eukaryota; Metazoa; Chordata; Mammalia; Didelphimorphia; Didelphidae. The record is from RefSeq and is a predicted model, not a curated record.